AUGGUCGCCUUCGACAAGUGUGAAACCCGACCGGCCCAUAUCGACGCCAUUCUUAAUGGCCUCGAUCGGUACAACCCCGAGACCACCACGAUCUUCCAGGACUACGUGACCCAGCAGUGCGAAGAGCGAACUUUUGACUGCUACGCCAACCUGGCAUUGCUGAAACUCUACCAAUUCAACCCCCACCUCCUCCAACCCGAUACCGUAACCAAUGUCCUCGUCAAGGCUCUGACCGUGUUCCCAUCUCCCGCCUUCUCUCUCUGCCUCGCCCUUCUUCCUCCUCACACUCAGCCUUUCCCCACCACCUCCGAGGCCAAAGCGGCCUCGCAGACCUCUGACUUCGUCGAGUCCGUGCAAAAGCUCUCUCACCUCUCCACUCUCCUCGAGUCCGCCCAGUACACCCAAUUCUGGUCAACCCUGAACUCUGACGACCUCUAUGCCGACCUGACCGCCGAUGUGGCUGGCUUUGAGGAGCUGAUCCGUAUCCGCAUUGCCGUCGAGGUCGGGAAGGCCUUCCGCACCGUCAAGGCCGAGUCCCUGGAGCAGUGGCUGGACAUCCGCGGCCGUGAGGCUCUCGAGAAGUUCGUCACUGAAGUUUGUGCCUGGAAGGUUGACGGUGCUCUCGUACAGGUCCCUGCCAACAAGGAGAACGAGGCUCGCAGUGAAGUUAAGAGCGAGCGUGUCGGCAUCGAGCAGUUUGGCCGCGUUAUCCGCCGCGGAUUCGAGCUGCCCGUAUAA
This is a messenger RNA of Penicillium chermesinum, 738 nucleotides long. Its product is annotated as CSN8/PSMD8/EIF3K family protein. The coding region runs from base 1 to 738 and encodes 245 amino acids. The record is from RefSeq and is a predicted model, not a curated record. The transcript is spliced from 2 exons. Gene Ontology annotation, biological process: regulation of translational initiation. Lineage: Eukaryota; Fungi; Ascomycota; Eurotiomycetes; Eurotiales; Aspergillaceae. Gene Ontology annotation, molecular function: ribosome binding; translation initiation factor activity. Gene Ontology annotation, cellular component: cytoplasm; eukaryotic translation initiation factor 3 complex.